UCAAUUUUUCAUAUCAGCAAUUUAACGGAACCACUUUGUGUCCUCGAUGAAUUAAUUUUUAUGUCAAAAAUUUACUUUUAUUGUUAUAAAAACAUAAACAUUCCUGUUUGAAGUGUUUUUCAGUAGAUUUUAAUUUUUAGUCAUCUUUGAAUUUCAAGUUUUCUAAAAGAUUUUCCUCUUUUAAAAGUGUUCUAAAAAAAUUCUAGCAAAACAAAAUUCAAACAAAAACCAUCCCAACUUAUUUUACUUGUUUCUUUUUAUAAAUGCAUCUGCGGGAACAGUAACGCUAUAUGUGCAAAGAAAAAAUUAUCUUCCAUUAUCUCAUUCCUUUGAAUAAAAACAAUAACAACACAACAACUUGUCGAACACAAUCUUGUUGUCUCUGGGUCUUCGUCACCCCCAACCAAACGCGAAGAAACGGAUGAACCAUAGUCUCUUGUUAAGUCAGUUUGACAUUUGCGCUCGCGAAGGAAAGAAAAAGAUCUCUACUUUCAAACGAAUCAAAUAGUAAUCAAAAUCAAAGAAAAUAGUGAAAUCCCCUGUGCUUGUACGCGCUGCCGUGAGAAGAAACAGGAUCUCGUGGUUCCAAAAACUCAAACUCAACAAAAGUCUAUUCAAAUACUAUUUAAUUCCCACGGAAGUUUGCGAAUCUUGAAACCUAACAACGGUGCAAGGUCGUCGUGUUCGAGAGAAAAAGUCUUAAAAGUUUGGUGUCAGCUCGAUAUACUUCGUAAGCCACAAAAACACACUUUGGUUGAGGAGGGAACUCAAACGCAAACGACAAAAUAAUAUAAACCAGAAAAAUGGUUGACUACUAUAAAACACUAGAAGUUGUUCGCACAGCCAACGAUGUUGAAAUCAAGAAGGCCUACAGAAAACUAGCACUCAAGUGGCACCCCGACAAGAAUCCAGACAAUCUAGAAGAGGCAAAUAUUCGUUUUAAGGAAAUCUCUGAGGCUUACGAAGUGCUGUCGGACGAGAAGAAGCGCCGCAUCUAUGAUCAAUAUGGUAAAGAAGGUCUCAUUGGCGACAGCCAACGAAGUAGACCCUCGCGCAGAUAUGGAGGCAAUGGUAGCGGUAUGCACGAGUUCGAUGAAUACGACAUAAUGGGCGGGUUCCCAUUCGUAUUCCGUCCUCCGGACGAAGUCUUCCGCGAGUUCUUCGGGGUAAAUUCACCUUUUGCGGACCUAUUCCGCGAGGUACACCAUCCAAGUCGACGGCACGGCAGCAAUGGCGGGCACCAUCAUCGUUCAUCUGGCGGUGUCGGUCAUCGCCAUUCGCACCCGGCCCAGAAUAACAUGAUGACCUCCUUCAUGAGCCCCAUGGUCGGCUACUCGAUGAUGGACUUCCUCAUGCCAUCGAACAGUUUCACCGCCUUCUCCUCAAUGAACGGAGCCAUUGGCGGCAGUGUUACACCGAGCGGCGCCGUUAAAAGAACCUCAACAUCGACCACUUUUAUAAACGGUAAGAAAAUGAUGACGAAGAGGGUGUUCGAGAAUGGCAGAGAAACCGUUUUAAGCUACGAAAACGAUGUCCUUAAAUCAAAGACUGUGAAUGGUGUUGCACAGAAUCUCUCGUCGAUAUCAAACUGAAAUGUACAAUAAUUUGUGAUGAUUGUGAACAUUGCUACACACACGACACACAUAGAGAGAGUCAUGAGUCAUUUAUAUAAAAACAAAAUUAUUAAAACAACCCACAAGUCAACUAAAAAAAGAUUUAAACAAAAACAAAAAAAAAAACUAAAAAUAUAAAUGUAGCUAUAAACGGAUAAAAAAAUAAUAAUCAUUAAUAAAAAUUAAAUAUAUCACACACACACACACACACAAAAUAGCAAAUAAUUGUAAUCGCGUGCGCUGUUUAUUUAGCGUCUUAUUAUUAAUAAUUAUUAAACCUAAGUAACAGUACUAUAUAUAUUGUAUAAUUUUAAAUUUAUAAGAUUCUAAGCAAACUUAAUGUAAAGUCUGUGUGAAUAAUUAAUUAUUGGUGGGGAUGAUGCGGAUGAAUGCUAAACUGCUAACGCUAAGCAAACAAACAAACAAACAAACACUCUCAAUGCAAGAGAAAAUGUUCAAACAAGCCAACAAGAAGGGAUUGAACACAUUUCCAACUAGAAGAAAAAAAAAAAACACAGAAAAAAAACAAAAACAUUUACUAAAUUAAUUACUUAUGUCUUUUUCAUUGAUGAAUAAACUAAAUUCAAAUUGCCAUUCUUAUGUGGAGAGGAAAAUUUUUAAUUUUUAAUAUAUAUAUAUAUAUACAUAAUAAUAUAAAUAUUUACUAAGAUUUAUUUAAUUUUUCAUAAACUAAAUUAAAAUUAAUAGUAUAUAGGCAAUGAAAUAAUAACAAACAAACAAAAAUCAUCACCUCUUAUCACAACAUUGUUGGUUGUUAUCAAUUCAAAAAUCUAAAUAUUCGAAACUGUAAAAUUAAAAUGUUUCAAUUCAUCUAAUAGAAGAAAGAAACAAUUUCCCCAAAAUCAUGUAUCACACUCAGUAUUUCUUGAAAAAGUAUAAAUUAAAUGUAUUCUCCCCAAAAAAUAUGUAUUUAAUACGUGAUAACCAAUAUCCAGUCCAUUAAAUCAUUAUCCAACCCUUAAUUCCGUGUCAAAAUUCUGGAAAAAUUAAUUUUGAAACAUAUACAUAAAGCCUCAGAAUUGUAUUCGAAGGAUUAAAACAUUUUUUCUCAAUAAUUAUAACUCUGACGAAUUGUGUGACAGGGGUGAAAAAUAAUACAAAAACAAAAGAUAACUUAUGAUUGGCGCGUGAAUCUGAAAGAUGAAUAUAUUUGUUCUUAUAAUUUUUCUUUUUAAAUCUAUUAUUAUUUUUUUUUUAAAUGAAGAAACGUACAGUUUUUUAUUAUCUAAGUUUAUUUUUGUUACAAACAAUCAUAAAUUCCUUUUUGCAGAGGACACAAACUGCGAUACAUAUAAAUACAUAAAUAACAAAACAAAAUAAUAAAACUGAAUAAAACAAAAUAAAAACACUUUUACUUAAUCCACUCUAAGUUAAGUUUUCUUUUUUUUUAUGAAUAUGGAAAUUGGGAGUUCAUAAAAAAUUAAAGAAAAGUAUUUAUAUAAAUACUUAAAACAAAAAUAAUAUUUAUUUAACAAAAAAUGGAAAGAAAUAAUUAAACCCAAGCGCACUCACUAUACCUAUUCAAUUUAGUUUUGUUAUA
Eupeodes corollae is the source of this 3174-nucleotide messenger RNA. It is a transcript of the gene mrj, whose product is annotated as dnaJ homolog subfamily B member 6-B. The coding region runs from base 804 to 1592 and encodes 262 amino acids. The transcript has 3 exons. Gene Ontology annotation, molecular function: Hsp70 protein binding. Lineage: Eukaryota; Metazoa; Arthropoda; Insecta; Diptera; Syrphidae. The record is from RefSeq and is a predicted model, not a curated record.